Triticum turgidum subsp. durum (durum wheat) is the source of this 738-nucleotide messenger RNA. Lineage: Eukaryota; Viridiplantae; Streptophyta; Magnoliopsida; Poales; Poaceae. The record is from the annotation of a GenBank genome assembly.
AUGGCGACGCUCUUCCUCGCCCUGCAGUGCGUGGAGUGCUCCACCAUGCAGGUGAAGCAGCAGAAGAAGAGCAGCAACAAGUGGGCGUGCGUGGUGUGCAACCGGCGCCAGUCCGUGCUCCGGGUGCACGCCCGCGGCUACCGCGCCGCCGACCUGCGCCGCUUCGUCCAGGACGCGAACCUCGCACGCGGCCGCGGCGCGCCCGUGCGCGAGGCGGACUGGGACCCGCCGGUGGCCGGGGAUCAACAAGACGAGCCCCCGAGGGAGAAGAAGCGGAUGGACUGGUCCGAGUACCUGGACGACACCGGGGAGCGUCAUGCCGGCCGCGGCUUUGCCGAUUCUCGUGAUGAUGGGAUUGAAGUGACAACUGAGCUACCCCAGGAAAGACCUAAAGCUCCUUCCUUGAAGAGGCCCCGAAAAGCCCAAUUGGGUGUAGCUGGAAAGAGGCCCAAACCACCAAUCAACCCCUCUUUAUCCAAGAUGCAGCAAAUGGAACAAGGUCCAACUUGCUCAACUGUCUGCUCUGCAACUUCUACUGCUGAAGCACAAAGAUCAAAGUUCAGCAAGUAUUUGGACAGUAGCUUCUUUGAAGAUAGAAAUCAGGAGGGUUCUGGGCUCCAUUGGACUGACCUUGAUGAAAGUGCUCCCACUACUGAGGUAGUGGUGGAUGAUGAGCCAUGCACAAAAGCCCAGGCAAAUGAUUGCCUCUCUUUUCUGUUGGAGCGACAGAGCCAUUAG